Molecule: messenger RNA, 1371 nt
Organism: Neocloeon triangulifer
Lineage: Eukaryota; Metazoa; Arthropoda; Insecta; Ephemeroptera; Baetidae
Product: pancreatic triacylglycerol lipase-like
Exons: 7
Coding region: 45-1265 (406 amino acids)
Molecular function (GO): lipase activity
Source: RefSeq, a predicted model, not a curated record
CUUCUGGGGUUUCACUCGACGCCGAGGCUCUGCGGCGAGUGAUUAUGGCCUCCUGCGCCCGGCUCACUUUGGCCCACUGGACCGCCGCGGCCACCUUUCUGGUCGCCGCCACCUACCUUGCAGGAUUCCCAUUAUGCAGUGGACAACUUGAUGCGCUGCGACAACUGCGGCAAGAUGUUCCCGGCGACAUGUUCCUCCUGGACAGAGACAACAAGACGGGCAACUCAUCCAAAGACUGUCUGCAGAAGAGCGAAAAGCUGCAGUGUCCUGACCCUGACAUUCGGUUUUAUCUCUACGUCGGAACCUCAGGAGAGGCCGACGAAAUCAACACGACCGACCCUGAGUGGUUUGCGCAGAGCCAAUUCAACCCUGACGCACCCACGGUGAUGCUGGUGCACGGAUACCGAGGCGGCGACUCGCUGAUGCCCACAGUCGUUUUAAAAAAUGCCUACAUCAAAUUAGGAACCUACAACCUAAUCACCGUGGAUUACGGCCCAUUGGUGAGGACACCGUGUUAUGUGCAAGCGGUGAACAACCUGAAGCCGGUGGCCAAAUGCAUCAGCCACAUGCUCUCCUAUUUCCGACUGAACAACGUUUACACAGAAAAAUUUACAUGCGUGGGAUUCAGUUUGGGCUCCCACAUUUGCGGACUGAUCGACAAUUACGUAACUGAAAAACUGGAGAGAAUCAUUGCUCUGGACCCUGCUCGUCCUUUGCUGUCAAACCGUCGGGACAACCAGAAGCUGGAUCCGAAGGACGCCCAGCAGGUGCUGGUGUUUCACACCAACGCCGGUUUCUACGGACAGACGGGCUGGACCGGCACCAUCGAUUUCUGCGUCAACAAUGGCGCUCAGCCCUAUUGCCAAAAGACGAGAAGGCUCGUCCGUCGGCCGAGUUUAGAUGAACAGCUUUGCAGUCACGCGCACGCCGUUUGCUACAUGGCGCAGAGUUUGUGGAAGGAAAGAGCUCAAAUGGGCGAGCCCUGCGCCAACCGGUGCCCCCAGAACAAUUUCUUCGAUCGCAGAGGCAUCCCUGUCCCUAUGGGCGAAUUCACACCCUCAUAUGCUACUGGAACUUUCUGCGUGAAAAAUGAAUUUCCUCCCUAUUGCCUGGGCGCUGAUGAAACUGACCCUACUUUUGGGGAUGAAAGGUGCUGUCCCGUCUACCCAAAUAAAACAAGAAAGAGGAUUGGACAAAUGCUAAGCGAACGACGAACGCAACGAAGAUGGAAGAUGUGGAACCGAUUUGAAGACGAUUAUCUCUAGAGAGAAAAAGGGCUACUUUUUUCUAAUUUUUUAUAUUAAAAAAACGUAAUUUAUUUUUUACCUGUGAGAGUUUUUGUUAAAUAAAAAGAAAAUAAACAAAUAUAAA